CAGUGCCCUGAAAACCUGUGGCGGGGUCCCCCCGCCGCCGAAUUACCACCGAGGACCCGCUGCUGAAAUGCUGGGUCUCACUUCAGAGGUGGGGGGUCCUUCCGCCCCGGAGCGGAAGGACCCCCUGCUGCUGAAGACCCGGAGCGGAAGACGCUCCAGGGGCCCAGGCCCCGUGAGAGUUUUCCAGGGCCCCUGGAGUGAGUGAAGGACCCCGCUCCAGGGGCCCUGAAAAACUCUCGUGGGGACCCCUGCGGGGCCUGGGGCAAAUUGCCCCACUUGCCUCCCCCCCCCCCCCCGGGCAGCCCUGUCAUGGAAUGCAACCCACUUUGUCAUUGGCAGCGGCUCCCCUCCCAUUGUUGGCCUUUCACUUUCACUUUCCUGACAGUCACAGGGCUGGGUCUGUUGGGGCGGGGCUGAGCUAGGAUGCCAGAAUAGAGCUGCCUUUCCCUUCUCAUGGUCAAACUCCUGGCUGCGUUCUGCCGGGAGAUGCUGGAGAUGGGGUUGGAGCCCCUGAACCUGCCAACCUGUGGCAGGGAGCAUCCACCAUCUCAUGGGGUGCGUUCCAGCAUCCUGAGUGCCUGCUGCCCUGGUAUGGCCAAUGGGCUGGCUCCUUCUGGCUGCAGCCCUGAGUAACAUCUGUGAUCCCCUUGGGUGCCCUGCACCAUAGCUCUAGCCCAGCUUGGGUGCCAGCCUCCUGCCAGGCCCUGCCAAUCUCCCCCAUCCCUCUGGACAGGCUCUGCUGCCCACAGCCCUGUGUUAGCUGCCAGCUCUGGGACCCAGAGAGAGGAGCUGCCAACCCACAGCUGGGGGCUGGGCAGGGCUGGAGCUGGACAGCUCUAAGGGCCCAGGGCAGCCUGGCUGGCUGCGUGGAGCAUCCCACUGCCCUUUGCAGCCAGGAAUGGAGCUGACGUGGAGCCACUAGCCCCAGUGGAGGACUAGAAGCAGGGCCCAGGAAUCCUGGCCCCCAGUCUGCUUCUUUUCUUAUGCAGGGCUGGGCACAGCCGCACCUACCUCACCCACGGCUGCACUGGGCAGAAGCAGCAUGAGGCGCUCCGAGAGCCCGGGCGAGAUCGACGAGGGCCUGUACUCACGGCAGCUCUAUGUGCUGGGCCAUGAAGCCAUGCGGAGACUGGCAAAAACUGCUGUGCUGGUGUCGGGGAUGAAGGGCCUGGGUGUGGAGAUUGCCAAGAAUAUCAUCCUGGCUGGGGUCAAAUCUGUCACUGUGCACGACCCAGGCAACACCCAAUGGAGUGACCUCUCCUCGCAGUUCUUUCUGUCUGAGAGCGACGUGGGCCAGAACCGAGCCAUGGCCUCCCAGCAGCGCCUGGCAGAGCUCAACAGCUAUGUGCCUGUGACAGCCUACACCAUGGAGCUGUCCGAGAGCUUCCUGGCAGCCUUCCAGGUUGUGGUUCUGAGCAACUCGCCACUGGAGGAACAGCUCCGCAUCAGCGACAUCUGCCAUGGCCGCAGCAUCCGCUUCAUCCUGGCUGACACCAAGGGGCUGGCCGGGCAGCUGUUCUGUGACUUUGGGGAGAACUUUGUGGUCGACGAACCCUCGGAGGCUGAGCCUGUCUGCGCCUACGUCCAGCACAUCUCGCAGGGCAUGCCUGGGGUGGUGACCUGCAGGGACGGGCAGGGCCAUGGCCAUGGCUUUGCAGAUGGUGACUUUGUGACAUUCUCGGACGUGGAGGGCAUGAGCCAGCUGAAUGGCUGCAAGCCCCGUGCCAUCCGUGUUCUGGAUGAGUUCACACUGGAGAUUGGUGACACCGGCUCCUUUGCCCCAUACCAGCAUGGUGGAGUCAUCACGCAGGUGAAGGUGCCACAGCUGCACUCCUAUGAGCCCCUGAGAGCCUCCCUGGCCAAGCCAAAGAUCAAAGCCAUGGACGACCGAGGCCACAGCUUGCACCUGGCCUUCCGGGCACUGCACACCUUCACUGCCGAGAUGGGACGGCUGCCCCGUCCCAGAGUCCAGGCGGAUGCUGAGAGGCUGCUGGAGCUGGCACGAGGCCUGACCACGCACCAGGAGCUACUGGAUGAGAGGCUGGUACGAACGUUUGCCCAUGUGAGCGCAGGGGAGCUGAGCCCCAUGGCUGCCCUCCUUGGAGGCCUGGCCGCCCAGGAGGUGCUGAAGGCUGCCUCGGGGAAGUUCUUGCCACUGGCGCAAUGGCUUUACUUUGAUGCGCUGGAGUGCCUGCCCGAGCAGGGCACCACGCUGCUGACGGAGGAGUCUUGUGCCCUGCGUGACAGCCGUUACGAUGGGCAGAUCGCUGUGUUCGGGGCUGACUUCCAGGAGAGGCUGGGCCGGCAGAAGUACUUGGUGGUGGGAGCCGGAGCUAUUGGCUGUGAGCUGCUGAAGAACUUUGCAAUGAUUGGGCUGGCGGCUGGCGAGGGCGGGAGCGUCACCGUGACGGACAUGGACACCAUCGAGCGCUCCAACCUCAGCCGGCAGCUGCUUUUCCGCCUGCGGGAUGUGGGUAAGCUGAAGUCAGAGACGGCAGCAGCGGCUGUACGGCGCAUGAACCCCAUGAUCAGGGUGACUGCCCAGCCACACCAUGUGGGGCCCGACACGGAGACACUCUACGGAGACGACUUCUUCAUGGCCCUGGAUGGCGUGACCAACGCACUGGACAGCAUGCAGUCCCGGGCCUAUGUGGACAGCCUCUGCAUCCGCUACCUCAAGCCCCUACUGGACUCAGGCACCGAGGGCACCAAGGGCCAUGUACAGGUCAUUGUGCCCCACCUGACACAGCCGUUUGGAAGCCCCCUGGACCUCACAGAGUCUGCCGUGCCCCUGUGCACCCUGCGCCACUUCCCCAGCACCAUCGAACACACCCUGCAGUGGGCCCGGGAUGAGUUUGACGGGCUCUUCAAGGUGCCUGCGGAGAAUGUCAACAAAUUCCUGGAGGACCCGGCCUUCCUGGAGGUACAACGGACGACUCAAGAUCUGGAGUGGGUGCGAAGCAGCCUGCAGGAGAAGCCGCGUAGCUGGCCGGACUGUGUGCGCUGGGCCAGGCAGCGCUGGGAGAGCCUCUAUCGCCACACAAUCCUGAACCUAUUGCACGCUUUCCCGCCUGAUCAUGAGACCAGCCCUGGGGUCCCCUUCUGGGCAGGACCCAAGAGAUGCCCCCGGCCCCUGGAGUUCGACUGCAACAAUAGCACCCACAUGGAGUAUAUCAUGGCUGCUGCCAGCCUCUUUGCCCAGACACACAGGCUGCAGGUGCCCCGAGACCGGGCAGCUGCCAGGGAGACACUACGGGCCAUGGCCGUGCCUCCCUUCCAGCUGGAGGUAGGGGUGCGGAUCCCUGUCACGGAGGAGGAAAUGGAGGAGGUGCCCGUCGGGGUCGAUGAGGAGCAGCUGGCAGCGCUGAAGCAGGAGCUGGCAGAGUGCAGACAGGCACUGCUGGAGGUGGGGUAUGGCAGCACCCACCUCAUGGAGCCUAUUCAUUUUGAGAAGGACGAUGACAGCAAUGGCCACGUGGAUUUCAUCAUGGCCGCGUCGAACCUGCGGGCUGCGAACUAUGGCAUUGCCCCUGCUGACUGGCACAAGAGCAAGCGGGUGGCAGGCAGGAUCGUGCCUGCCAUUGCCACCACGACGGCGGCAGUGGCCGGAUUGGCAUGCCUAGAGCUCUACAAGCUGGUGUGGGGUCACCAGAACCUCGGCUCCUACUGCAACAGUUUCCUGCAGCUUGCAGAGCCACUGCUCGCCCGCUUCCAUCCCCUGUCGCCUCUAGCCACUUACAAGUAUGGCCAGGAGACAUGGAGCUGCUGGCAUCGGAUCGAGGUGCCCGGGAUCGGCGCCCAUGGGGAGGAGCUGACCCUGCAGGAGCUCCUGGACCAGCUGCAGGGGGUGCACGGCCUGCCAGUGCGCACACUGCUGUGUGGGGUGACCAUUCUCUAUGCCAGCUUCUGGGCCAAGCAGAAACGUGAGGCACAGCUCACCCGCAGACUGACGCAGCUGGUGGGCGGGCCUCCUGGAGCAGCCUGGCCGCCCCCCCCGCAUCCUGGUGCUGGACCUGGUCUGCGAGGACCAACAGGACGACGACAUCUUACCGCCCGUGCAUGUUUGGCUGCCCUGUGGCUGAGUGAAGCCUGCUGCCGGGUGCCUCCCUGGGCACAGACAGGCAGUGGGGGUUCGGCUGCACGCUAUAGGGCCGCGAGAUACUCAGCGGGACGCUGGCCCCCUUCUCACCAGCCUUGCAGUGGAAAGCCCAGGAUGUAGAUGGGCGCCCUAGGAGUGAGGCCUGCCCCCGCCCCCUCCUACAGCUAAUAAACUCCUGCCCCUGUCAGUUGGA
Gopherus flavomarginatus (Mexican gopher tortoise) is the source of this 4292-nucleotide messenger RNA. RefSeq names its product ubiquitin like modifier activating enzyme 7 (gene UBA7). NCBI's taxonomy places the organism in Eukaryota, Metazoa, Chordata, Testudines, Testudinidae. Gene Ontology annotation, cellular component: SUMO activating enzyme complex; cytoplasm; nucleus. Gene Ontology annotation, molecular function: SUMO activating enzyme activity; ubiquitin activating enzyme activity. The record is from RefSeq and is a predicted model, not a curated record. Gene Ontology annotation, biological process: DNA damage response; ubiquitin-dependent protein catabolic process; protein sumoylation. The transcript is spliced from 24 exons. The coding region runs from base 1043 to 4219 and encodes 1058 amino acids.